UUCUUUUCAAAAGGAUGUGUCCAUACUUAUUUUAAACCCUUAGUUAUCGCGUUCUUGAAAGGUAUAAGAUUGCUUUAGACUUCGUCUUCCUCACCCACCCACCGUUUAGUAUAAAUAAGCCACAGCAUUAAUUAAUCCUAAAACCACAUAGAGAGAUCCAGAGAGAGAAGCUGCGUGUAAGAAAAUGGGAAGAAGAGAGAUAGGAUUGAUUUUCAUACUGUUUGGUUCUGCCAUGGCCAUAGCAUCUUCUCUGCAAGAAAUCUUGGCAACAGAGUCCAAUUGCCACCAGAAAACUAACACAGAAAAACAUGGCGAAGAUGGGGCUACUAACCAGAUUGGCAGAAGAAACCGUGCAUGUGCGAUCACCGUUUCUCAGGCGGUUGCUCAUGGAGGUGGUGCCAGCAGAGGUGGUGGUGUUAGUAGUCCUCAUACAGUAGGAGGUGGUGCCAGCAGAGGUGGUGGUGUCAGUAGUCCUCAUACAGGAGGAGGUAGUGCCGUAAUCCCCAUUUACGUAGCUGGUUCAGCGCAAGCACAACGCCGCCGAGGUCGACCAGUCAAUGCAGGAAAUCGCCAUGAGAACGACAUGUGGCUUCUGGUAGCUGCAGCUUUGGCUGCCACUGCACAUCUGUAAGAGUCUUCUAAUAUCAAGGCUGCCUCCAAAGGGAGCACCCGGAGGAGAAUCUGUAGAAAGCUGGGUUAUGAAGAGGAAAAAUAACCGAAGGUUCUUGAGAUCAAUCAAAAUAUGGUUUUUGGGUGGAAUUUGUGACUAGAUUUGUUAUUUACUAGUAGCAGGUUAUCCAAUUGAAUAUCUGAAUAUCAAAAUAUGGUUUUUGGGUGGAAUUUGUGACUAGAUUUGUUAUUUACUAGUAGCAGGU
This is a messenger RNA of Cucurbita maxima (winter squash), 875 nucleotides long. RefSeq lists its product as uncharacterized. Bases 185 to 631 code for a protein of 148 amino acids. The record is from RefSeq and is a predicted model, not a curated record. NCBI's taxonomy places the organism in Eukaryota, Viridiplantae, Streptophyta, Magnoliopsida, Cucurbitales, Cucurbitaceae. The transcript has 2 exons.